AUGCCGAGCGUAUUGCAAGCAUUGGGGACUAGAGGCCCGGGCCAUGUUCCGCACCAUUGUGCGAGGUUUGGCGUGGGACGAGGACAAGAAGAUCUGAUACAAACAAGGCAGAGAGAAGCAGUUCAAGACAUUGUCCUCCUCUCCUCGGGCUCUUUUGCAAGUCCUCGUGUCCCCAGCUACCCGGAUAUCACCAAGUACAAGAGGAGGCUCUUCCACACCGCACGCUUGGGACUGCCAGUUCACAGGCGAGCCAUUAGAGAUUUCAAAGCUCACUGGGUUGGCUGACAAGCGCGUUGGAAUACUCGGGCAAAGGCGCCAGCGCUGUCCAGAUCAUCAACCACCUGGCGCGGUACAGCCGCUCGCUGGUCGUAUUCCACGGACUCCCGCCGCCGUCAAUGAACGCAGUAAUCGCCCUCACCGACCCGGCAUAGUAGAAGGAGGAGAUUGCGAGUCAGGGAGCGGGCUGGCAGCAGCGACCGCAGAAGAGCUUCAACGCCUUCACUUACAAUGAG
Aspergillus nidulans FGSC A4 is the source of this 512-nucleotide messenger RNA. RefSeq lists its product as uncharacterized. The transcript is spliced from 2 exons. The record is from RefSeq and is a predicted model, not a curated record. The coding region runs from base 1 to 285 and encodes 94 amino acids. NCBI's taxonomy places the organism in Eukaryota, Fungi, Ascomycota, Eurotiomycetes, Eurotiales, Aspergillaceae.